This is a messenger RNA of Daucus carota subsp. sativus, 627 nucleotides long. Its product is annotated as telomere repeat-binding factor 2-like. NCBI's taxonomy places the organism in Eukaryota, Viridiplantae, Streptophyta, Magnoliopsida, Apiales, Apiaceae. Gene Ontology annotation, molecular function: double-stranded telomeric DNA binding. The record is from RefSeq and is a predicted model, not a curated record. The transcript is spliced from 5 exons. Bases 1 to 627 code for a protein of 208 amino acids.
AUGGGUAAUAAGUGGACAUCCGAAGAGGAAGCUGCCCUAAGAAAAGGUGUAAGUAAACAUGGUACUGGGAAAUUGCGCAAAAUUCUCAGUAAUCCUGAGUUCAGCACCGCGUUGGUUCACCGAACCAAUGUGAGCAUCAAGGACAAGUGGAGAUCUCUGAAUUUAGCAAGGAUUGAUUCUCCAAACGCCAAUAUCGGACACUAUAAUGAAUCUGUGGCUUUUAUUGGGGAGGCCGGCAGUGGUAAAGAUGGAAGUGCUCAACCUAGCACACUGGCCAUAGCUUAUGAAUCAUCAGAAGAUGAAAAUGAGAAACUAACAUCAAGUAAAAAGGUGCAGCAAGAAAGGGAGUAUGUUUCAGCAGCCUCAGACAGAGUGAAGGCCGCUGUUGAUGCGGAAGUGUGGAGGAUUAGGCAUAUGAGUCCUGAGGAUGCUGUUGCAGCUGCAGCUGAAGCGGUUAAAAUGGCUGAGGCUGCUAUGGCAGAGGCUGAAGAAGCAGAAAAAGAGGCGGUAGAGGCUGAACGUCUUGCAGAAGAGAAACAAUCUAUUGCUGAUGAAUUAGAAAGAAAAUUAAUGGAAAAGAAGGCUAGAGCUGAUGAUUUUAACCAAGCCCCAGCUGAUACUAUAUAA